Molecule: messenger RNA, 1210 nt
Organism: Hevea brasiliensis (rubber tree)
Lineage: Eukaryota; Viridiplantae; Streptophyta; Magnoliopsida; Malpighiales; Euphorbiaceae
Product: B3 domain-containing protein At3g19184
Exons: 7
Coding region: 229-1002 (257 amino acids)
Molecular function (GO): DNA binding
Source: RefSeq, a predicted model, not a curated record
CUAUCACUAGAAUAUUUAUAUAUUAGUUUGGUGAAACGAGGCGUAUUUUGAAUUUCAAAAAGCCUCAGAAACGCAAAAACAUAUACGCUGUAAGUGCGCUCACUUCCACUGCUCGCUGCCAUCUUCCAUUCCUGGCUUCUUCAGUUCACCUCCUAUACGCACACAUUCCCUGGUUUCGCUUUAGUCAGUCUUCAAAUUGUGAAACCCAAGAAAUAAGGAGAAAGAGAAAUGGUGGUAUCCAAGUCCAGGUAUGAGGAAAUCCGCCAAAAGAGGCUGGAAGAAAACAAGAAGAGAAUGGAAGAGCUUAACUUGAAGAAGCUCGUUGUUGAUAUCCGUACGACCAGCCCUAAGACUUCUCCAAUGAAACCAAGGCUUCCUCGACCAUCAACAGAGUUGGUACCAGUGAGGAGGUCCUCUCGUUUUGCAGGCAAGAGCCCUGUUAGCUAUAAGGAGCUAGCACCUGAACCUUUGGAGAGACCCAGAAGGACCUACUGCUACCGACGACAAGAUCUGUUGAAUCGAAUCUAUGCUUCUGAUGAAGUCAGGGGACAUGCAGUUGAUAGAGCAGGAAAAAUUCAGUCAGCUUUAGAAGCUGAUUUCCCUAGUUUUGUGAAACCCAUGACUCAGUCACAUGUAACUGGAGGAUUUUGGCUGGGUCUGCCAGUUCAAUUCUGCAAAGAUCACCUUCCUUCUCAUGACGAAUAUAUUACUUUGGUGGAUGAGAAUGGAGAUGCAUCUGAAACAAAAUACCUUGUUGAGAAAACUGGUCUUAGUGCUGGGUGGAGAGGGUUUACUAUAGAUCAUAAACUGGUUGAUGGAGAUGCACUAGUGUUCCAGUUAGUUAGCCCAAGGGAAUUUAAGGUGUACAUUAUAAGAGCAUAUGAAUCAAAAGACAAUGAAGAGAAGGAAAAUGAAAAAGAAAACAAUGAAGAUGAUGGCAAGGAUAUAGAAGUUACACCUUUGAAUAGAAGUGCCAAACGGACUAGAGCAAGUAGGAGGUAGUCUUUGACAACAUAAAAGCUGUGUUAGAGAGCUGGGUCUUUUUGUUUUGGCUUGUAGUAAUUACCAUACAUGCCAAUGCAUUGUAAAAUGGCAUCUAAUUCCUUGUUUAGUGGCACAAAUACUAUGGUUGAGAAAUUAACUUACUAGUUUUCUGUAGCAAUAGCAUGACAUUGCAUUUUCUUAUUAAUGGUUGUUUUAGGGUUGUCAA